Oncorhynchus nerka (sockeye salmon) is the source of this 5370-nucleotide messenger RNA. It is a transcript of the gene st8sia4, whose product is annotated as ST8 alpha-N-acetyl-neuraminide alpha-2,8-sialyltransferase 4. Gene Ontology annotation, biological process: N-glycan processing; oligosaccharide metabolic process. Bases 137 to 1207 code for a protein of 356 amino acids. The record is from RefSeq and is a predicted model, not a curated record. Gene Ontology annotation, molecular function: alpha-N-acetylneuraminate alpha-2,8-sialyltransferase activity. NCBI's taxonomy places the organism in Eukaryota, Metazoa, Chordata, Actinopteri, Salmoniformes, Salmonidae. The transcript has 5 exons.
UAUGGUGUAGUUGCUGUAAGUCAUGGUAAUGCGCGCAGCAGAAGGAGACAAGCGCUUCGAAAGGAGGACAAAUCUAACCAAUAAAGGGUUUUAAAGGGGAAUCUAUCGCUAAGGAUUCUGCUAUUCACUCUGCGAGAUGCGUCUCUCACGGAAACGCUGGACUAUUUGCACAAUAAGCAUCCUGGUGAUCUUCUACAAGACGAAAGAAAUAACUAGAAGUGAAGAACAUCAGGAAGCUCAAGUCACUGGUGAACUCGGCACUUCAAGACUUAUGGUCAAUAGUUCGGAGAAAAGCAGCAGGAGUGGUGUGCCUUCCUUUUUCCAGCACUCGGUGGAAGGAUGGCGGGUCAAUUCGUCACUAGUUCUCAUGAUAAGGAAGGAUGUCCUGCGUUUCCUGGAUGCUGAGAGGGACGUUUCGGUUGUGAAGAGCAGUUUCAAACCAGGCGACACUAUCCACUACGUCCUCGACAGACGCCGGACGCUCAACGUCUCCCACACGCUUCACAGCCUGCUACCGGACGUCUCUCCACUCAAAAACAAGCGCUUCAGAACGUGCGCGGUUGUGGGCAAUUCCGGUGUGCUUCUCAACAGCGGAUGUGGCAAAGAAAUCGACAGCCAUGACUUUGUGAUACGCUGCAACCUGCCGCCGCUGUCCGAGUUCGCCGAGGACGUUGGGCUGCGGUCCGACUUCACCACCAUGAACCCCUCUGUCAUCCAGAGGGCGUAUGGCGGCCUGAAGAACGCCACGGACACGGAGAGGUUCGUCCAGCGCCUGCGGGGGCUCAACGACAGCGUUCUGUGGAUCCCGGCCUUCAUGGUGAAGGGAGGAGAGAGGCACGUGGAGAGUGUCAACGAGCUAAUCGUCAAGAGGAAGCUGAGGGUGAGGACGGCCUACCCGUCACUGAGGCUCAUCCAUGUGGUGAGAGGGUACUGGCUGACUAACAAGAUCAAUAUCAAACGGCCCAGCACCGGAUUGUUGAUGUACACUUUGGCCACGCGCUUCUGCGACGAGAUUCACUUGUAUGGAUUCUGGCCCUUUCCGCGGGAUGCAAAUGGAAAUAUGGUGAAGUACCAUUACUACGACAUGCUCAAGUAUCGAUACUUCUCCAACGCAAGCCCUCACAGGAUGCCACUUGAGUUCAAAACGCUGAAAAUGCUGCACAGCAAAGGAGCUCUGAAGUUGACGACUUCGAAGUGCGAAUCUUAAAGUGCUCUUCCUCGACAGAGUGCCAGUUCGUGACAUACACUGACUCUUUGUUUGCGUUGCUAGAAAGCACACAAGGCUGUAAGACUGCUGAGUUGAUUAUGAAUAAUUGCAAAAGUAGUAAGUAAAAGUGAGCGUGCCUUUUUUUAAACGGACAAUGUAAAGGUACAAAACAAAGAAUGUAAUUGAAAAAUGAUUAGUCUAUCUAAAUGUCAGGUUUGGCAUUGUAAGCAUCAUGGCUGAGAAAUCAGGAAAUCAAUCCUUUGGAUGGAGCAUCAGAGACAACCAGAUUGAUUACAAUACCACGGAUUUCUACAUUGGUCAUUACAGUAGUUGUCUAGUAGACAAAGCACAAAGACCACUAAAAGCAGCGGUGGACGCGGUGUGUUAGCGAUCACCUGCUGGGUGUCGACCAAUGGUGGCGGUGUGUUAGCGAUCACCUGCUGGGUGUCGACCAAUGGUGGCGAUUCAACAUGCGGAAUCGUCAGAAAAUGACAGUCCAAGGGGAUAUUCUGGUCAGAGGCAAUAGGACGGCCCCCAGCAAACAUGAACCCCAUUGGCCCCAUGUGGGUAUUCGAUGGGCAAGCCCACGUCUGCCCGAAACGGGCUAGCCCACAACAAGUCCACAUCAGCUCAACACAGGCCAGCCCAAUGCAGGGCUUUCCCACACCAGCCCAACGCAGGACUAGCCCAUACCAGUCCACCUGAUCUUGGAUACUGCCAAUGAGGAAGUUUUUAAAAUAAAAACUUAAAUGAGUGACAUGAGAAAUUUGUGUUUCUGAUGUAAUGUAGCAAGGUCCCUAAAUACCUUUUUAAGGCUUGAAAAUUAUCAAAUGUAUGCAUUGAGUUGAAUUGUAAUAAAUAUUUAAAUUAUAGAAUAAACUGAUAAAUUGGCAUAGGACCAAUACCAUGAGCUCAUAAUGGGCAGCUGAUCCAAAGGGAAUGCUUAUUUCAGGCUAAGUGAGGGUUGCCUUCACCAGAUAUGGUCUGCCCGUAAUGGGCCACACUGGGCCAAUGCCUUGGGAGCCAGCAAAGGUGUAUCGGCCCAAUGUGGGCAGCCAACAUGGGGCCAAUAUUUUUGCCCACAUCAUGCCAAUGUGGGCAUGUUCGCUGGGCCACCGCUGGUUUCAAACGUUUUCGUCGUCAUGGCGUGUUUUGUCAGUAGGAAAAAGCAGAGAAUACAGGUUAUGCUCAGUAAAUUAGAUUUUGGGAUAUUAAAAAGAAAAAAGAAUGUGCCCAGGGAAGUUGAUUCCAAAGAUCCCAUGCCAAUUUAUUUGCCCUCACUACAAAACAAGGUUGUGUUCUUCACAGCUGAACUUUCUAGGAAUUAGAAGCCUCAGGGCAAAAUUAUUUUUAUAUUGGUCUAGAUGUCAGAUUAAUUUAUACAUUUUAAAUAUGUAUGCUGUUUCUAAGUGAUUCAUCUCAUGUUAUCUGAACACACCUUUUGCAAACUUGCAUGUUAAAGGGGAAUGGAAACGUACCUCGAGUUAGGCCUUUUUAGACAAUUGUUAUUCAUUUGAAUGCAUUAUUGGACUGUAUACAACAGGUGGGUCUAAUCCUGAAUGCUGAUUGAUUGAAACCGCAUUCCAGUCGGUGUCUUUUCCACAAAUUAUCACCGGCUAAAUCUAUGACGUUAAAAUGCCUAUUUAUUCUGUUCCAUCUGACUGCGCAAUCCACUGUCUCAUCAGCCCAGCCAGGCAAUUUAUAACCUUGAUCUCCACUAUAAAAAGCAUCUAGACAUUGUCUCACAUUUCUUGUAGACUAACAUUUAGUUUUCAACAAAGGCAAUUUGUAUAAACCUCGCUGUCUGUCUCUUCGACAUUUGCAACAUUGUUUCAGUAUUCAAAUUCGAUCUCCAGCUGUCCAAAAGUAAUGAACGUGUCGGGAGUCGGUUCAAGACAGACAGCCAGCGUUUCUCAGCCAGUCGAUAUCUUGAAUCAGCUGGCAAAAUUUUCAUGGAUUUAUAUACAAAGAAAUGUAAAUUGAAAAAAGGUCAAACGAAAGGAAGUGCAGCUAGUUUGCAGUCUUUCCAGCUUCUGUUUGAAGUGAUUGUGUUAGCUGUGUUGUUGGCUAGCUCCUCUGAACAACAGUGUCCUGACAAGUGAGCACAUUUUCUAUCCCAGGCAAAACCUCGCCUCAUUUGCUCAUUGUUAUGGAUGUAUCCAAAUAAAUGUCACUAGAAAACAGUUAAACAAAUGCAAAUGAAGCUACUUUGUUGUUAUUCUGGCUGCACUUUUUGACGUGACUGUAUGUUAGCCGUAGUUGGCUAGCUAGCAAGCAAGGGAUAAGAACAUUACCAGCCAGUAUGGCAAUGGAACAUUUAGAACGAUUGUCCAUAGAUAGAGAACAAAAGACUGAACGUCUGGGUCGCGUCUCUGGCAACCGAUAGAACGAACAACCAGCUGGCCUGGGUAGCAACCCCUAGAUUUGUGUCGGGACUAUAUCUUGUAAAAGGAUGAAAUAGUAUGAAUAAAUCAAUCAAAAUAAUGUUUUUAAUGAAAAUAUGUUAAAUCAUUAUUUGAAUAUGUUGGUAACCCGUUGUAUAAAAGUGAUAAUGCCCUCGAAACCGGUGUUUGGAUGAUAUAUUGAAGAAGUCUCGGGCGUAACAGCACCCGUGCCAAUAUAUCCUCCAAACACAGGCUUCUCUGACAUGAUCACUUAAGCAAAGUAUUGCACCUUGCGGUGUGGUGGAUUGUGAGGUUACAAAGCGGUGGCUGAGCCUCUACAGAGGACCCCCGGGGGAGUAUAAAUAGCCACUGACUGAUUCAUCUGAUCCAGUUCAUUAAACGUUACCAUUCCCCUUUAAACAGCUGAAUGUAAACACAGCCUAAUACCAUUGGAAUUAAUUGGUCUAUGUAGCCACUGCAAAUCUAAAAAUGUAUAAGAAAAAAAGCUGACAGGAAAGAUGUGGAGGUAUGGAAUUUAAUGUAAGCCUAUGAAUUAUUCAUUAGCAAUCAGAUCUUUCUGUGAUUGUUCUUAGUAACAGGAUUGUUCUUAUUAACAGGAUUCAACAUCCGUCUGUUUCACUGUUGAAUAUCUUUCAUAUCUCACAGAAGUACCUCUUAGAUAUUUUAUAUAUUUGAACUGCUGCAUGCUCAUGCUAUCCUGUAGUAACUUCAACUUCCUAUAUUUACAUAAUGUCAAGACAACUGCCCUUUUCCAGUUUCUUUAAUAGGCUUGAAUGUAAAUGCAUUUAUCUCACAAUAUGGAUGAUGUCAUGCAACUGCUAACGAAUGUUCAAAAAGAUCUGCCUCGAGGAGACAUUGUAUGCUCAAGGAAUUCUUAAUGACAUUUUCUUUACAUACCAAUUUAAUUUUUGUUUUUUGUUUUUUACUCUCAGUAUUAAGAAAGUCCAGUUGCUUACAGCUAAAAGAUUGUAUGUAUCUAAGGGGGGAAAAGUCUGGGACUGUGUUCAUAAAUCUUCCCACAGAAGUCGUGCUAGUCUGGGACCAUGUCCUCUCUGUCCAUGUAAUGUUAUUCUGAUCUAAAAGGAAAAACGGAUCCUAGAUCAGCACUCCUACUCUGAGCUGCUUUAUGAAUAGAGGCCCUGGACACCAGUGGAGACUGGAGCCCAUCCUCCUAACUUCUCCUUCCACCAGCCUCCACUGUAAGACACCAACUUCUGGUAUAUGGUGGCAUAAAUUAUGUAAAAUGUCCAAAAACGUUGCUUUGUAAUGAAUAAUACUGAUGUAAUUGGGUAUGUGGCAGGUCAUUUGUAAACGAACCACUGUCAAUGACAAUGACCUAGAUAGAUUAUGUUAAUGUACAUACAUGGUAACAUUGAAUAAGGAAAACAAUGAAUGUUAAUUAAUAUAUGGUAGGCUAACCAUUAUAACGAGACAUAAGGUUGAAUAACUUUCUUCAAUACUGCCACAAGCCUUGAAAUGAAAUGAAAUGAAAUGAAAUUGUUACGCCUCGUUUGCUUUGUUACACCAUGUGUCUGUUUUUGACUGUUCAUAACUCUGUAAUUUAUACAAUUCUUGUUUGAUGUUUAAUAUGUAACACCUGUAGUUUGAGUCAAUCCGAUCAGGUGCUGAAUGUCGUGGUAGAUUUUCAUCCUUUUUGGUAAAAUUUGAUACCAUUUUGUUUUACAGCUUAUUUUUUAUGUCAGUUUUCUAUGUUUGUGAAAAUGCGUUUUAGAAAAGUUAAUAAACUUGUAAAUUGAA